Lutzomyia longipalpis is the source of this 6817-nucleotide messenger RNA. RefSeq names its product tyrosine-protein kinase Src42A (gene Src42A). Bases 3375 to 6038 code for a protein of 887 amino acids. The transcript is spliced from 7 exons. Gene Ontology annotation, molecular function: signaling receptor binding; non-membrane spanning protein tyrosine kinase activity; ATP binding. NCBI's taxonomy places the organism in Eukaryota, Metazoa, Arthropoda, Insecta, Diptera, Psychodidae. Gene Ontology annotation, cellular component: extrinsic component of cytoplasmic side of plasma membrane. Gene Ontology annotation, biological process: cell surface receptor protein tyrosine kinase signaling pathway; innate immune response; cell differentiation. The record is from RefSeq and is a predicted model, not a curated record.
AUGAUUGAAUUUAAAGUGUGUUAUUCACCUUGUCCAUCCUUCCCCCAGAGUGUGUGGAGAUUGGGUGCAAGAAACUCGAAUGGCAAUGAAAUUGGCUCGAAAAAGCUGGAGUGUUGUGGAAAUGGAUAAACUGAUCAGGAAAAUAAUUUUGUGGUUGUUGAUAAGAUGUUUCUGGGGAAGGAAAUAAAUUUUAUUGGAGUUUUUUGUGCAAAAUUGCUUUUCCUCAUCUUUUUUUUAUCGAGUAUUGGGUGGCUGUUAGCAGCAAUUCAUGGCCAAAAGACUCCUCGUGGAAUGAAUUUCCUCAAUCCGGUCUUUGUGUUUAUGGACACAAAUCUCUAGCUUGCGGGAGGGAGAUAUUUAUACACCAACAAAAAAAACUCAUCAAACAAUGCUACUGAAGCAGAAAACACGAAGAAAUGAAUUUGCAUAUUUUGCAUGAAUUUGAGGGAAAAAUGCGCAAAGAGUUUAAAACUCCGCGAAUGAAAGAGAGAGAAUGAAUUGAAAUUACGCGAUUGAAAUAAUGUUUGCAUAUAGUGUCAUGAUUUAUUUUCACGCUCAUAUUUUUUCCUAUUGGCAACACUUCUUGCACACUCCCAUCGUGCGGUUUGGUUGUGAAUGAGCGUCAUGAUUUUGCUGUGAGGGUUAAGAAAAAGAGCUCAACAAUUGCUCGGACAACAUUGUCCAAAGACUUGCAUUUUUGUACAUAAUAUACUUCAUGUAUUUCUGUACAAUGUAUAUGCGAAAAGCCCCUUCGCGAGAGAGCUUCAUGGCUCAUGGGUGUGAUAAAGAAGUCACCUAAGGAAGGUGCGAUAGAGUAGAAGAAUGUCGAAGAAGUUGUGGAUGAAGAGAAAUAAUAUAUAAUUUUUGUUGUUGCUGUAAAAUGCAUUUCAUUUCCAAGACACUCUCAUGCAUUAAGAGUAUUUGAGUUUUCAAAUACAAGAAAAGAGAGGAAAAUACCGGGGUUCGCACCCAUAUAGUCUCUCAUUUACAAUAUUAAUAAUUUUUCUUUACAAUUAUUUCAACCAUUUCAACAAUAUAAUUCAAAUUGCAUUGAAGGUGUUGUUUUGUGAAUGUUCUUCACGCAUUAAUUAAUAUUCUUAGCAUAGCGUAUCUUCUUUCUGUUUACGCGCCCCAGCUGAAGGCUUACCCUGAGUGGGUGCCGAAUCUCGAGGGUUCUCUUCAAUAAGUUAUUCUGCGGAGAGAAUUAUUGUAAAAAUAUUCAUUUCUCUUGAUCAUGAACCAAACAAGAAGUUCCGCAAGACGUCAAUAAAUUACAUAAAAAGUAAAUUAAUGUUUUUAAAUCAUUUCAAUUCUUUACAAUGCAAUUUUUUCACAAUCGGCCCAGCCGUUUUGUACAGGUUUACUUGCCAAAGAUAAUAAAAUCAAAUCAUGUGAUCUGGUUUGAAAUAUUUUUAAACAAUCAAAAUUUCUUUUUCAAUUACCUAAUCUUUAAUCAAAGGGUGAAUUAUCUGGCGAAUAUUUGGAAUAUUUUAGCGAAUCAUCCGAAUCUUGACGAAUAAUCAGACUGCUAACAAAUAAUCUGAAUCUUAACUAAGAUUUUGAAUCUUAAAUAAACGUCCGGCCCUGAAAAACAUAAAAAGAAGAAGAAUCUUGAGUAAAAAUCAAAAUUUUGACAAAUGAUCUAAAACUUAUUGACGAAUAAUUCGAACAUUCUUAACAAAUAAACCGAAUCUUGACGAAUAGUUUGAAUAUUUUUAAAAUAUAAUCCGAAUUUUGACGAAAUAUGCGAAUCUUGACGAAUAAUUCUAAUCUCGACAAAUUAUCCGAAUCUUAACGAAUAAUGCUAAUCUCGACAAAUUAUCCGAAUCUUAACGAAUAGUUCAAAUCUUGACGAAUACUUCGAGUCUUCCUAAAAAAUUGUCCGAAACUUUCCCGAAAACACUUGUAUGUAUGAGGGAAUAAUAAAAUUAUUAUUAUUGUCCGAAACUUCUUGACGAAUAAUCCUAAUCUUAACAAAUAAACCGAAUCUUGACGAAUAAUUCAAGGAUUUUAGGUCAGAUAAACACCCCUUUGUCUUUAAUAGACUUUUCGAUUUUCAUAGAACCUUCUUCAGGUCUCACAAAUAUGUGGAUUAAGUUUAUCCCUUAAAAGUGAUGAUCGAGUUGAUUUUAAAUGCUAUGAAGUCAAGUUUUUCCCACGAAGAACCUGAUUUAUUCUUUAAAAAAAAAUGUAUUUUAAUGCUAUAUAUAAAGUGAGAUCUUGUUGUGAUUCUUUGACCUUUUCACACAAAGCUCAAAAGCUCAUCGUGAGUUGGCAUUAUAUGUGUGUGUCCACAACCAUAUGCAUGCAGCAACAGCAUAUUGGUAUAUACCCAAGGUGCGAACUCGCGACUGCUACAAGUGCCGAUGGAAUGACUGUUGUUGAAAUAAUAUUGUGUCUCAAUAGGAGUGUGUCCAAUAAUAUAAAAUAAAAGCUUAAAUUGUGGGGUAUACACAUGCUUUUAUGUUGUAUACAUGUGGUGGUUGCAUAUAGUUGUAUGCUUGUCUCUUUAAACAGGUUUCUUCUUUCAACUCCCCAACUGAACUUAUCGUUUGAAUUGUGCUAAGAAAUUCAGUUGUCUCUUUGAAUCUGUCGUGCGAUGGUCGAUCUGUGGUUGAUGCAAAAUUUAAUGAAGAAGAAGUGGUAAAAGAGUGUGAAGACCAAGAAGGAGGCACAAAAAAUAAGACGAAAGAUAAAAAAAAAGUGAAGGAAUUUUUGUGUGCGAAUAUUUAGCAAUAUAAUCUAUAUAAUUGUGUGGAAUUGUUGCGUACCUACUUACAUUUUUUUUUUUCAUAAAGAAAGUACAACGUGGAUUUUAGUGUAAUAAAUUGUGUGCUUAAAGGGAAAUAUAAAUUCCACUUGUGCUCAAAAGGAACAUUUUUUUUUGCACAAAACGGAGGAUUUUUAUUUAUUAACUAUUUAUUUUUAUAAUUUAUUUAUUCGUCUCUCGUGCAUUGUUGGCAUUUUCUCUGUGACAGAUCUUAAUUUUUUUUUAACAAUAUCACAGAGAUUAUUUGUGAAUGGAACAAAGUGGAUUAUAUUGAGGGAUGUUGGUGAAUGAAAAAAAAAAUUGAGGCAAAAUAAAUUGGUCCAAAUGGGUGGAUGAAAGUUGACCCAAUUGCGUGAACCCGGAACUUAAUUUGCAAACAGUGUGUCUCUCUGCGUACGCUCGCAGCUCUUGUUGGAGAUACAUUUAUAAGAGAGUAGAAGAAAAUAGGCAUUACAUAAGUGUUGCACAAAUUCAAUAAAAAAAGAAAAGAAAAAAAACGAGGAGAUUGAGAAGUUGUUGAAGACAAGACACUGGUGUAAGAUUGAUUUGCUCUUUGUGAAGUAUUCUGCUGACUGAGGUACAUAUAGAGAGACGUGCAGAAAGGAUGUCUUCGACUGUUCCCGUUGUUUGGUGUGCAGAUGCCGAUAGUGGCAAAAAACCAGCGGCUUUUGCCCUCCAUGGGAUUCAACUUGAGGGUAAUAUUACAGAGAAGCACGUAACUGCGGUGAAGAAUCUCGUGGCUGCAGCUGCUGAGGGACGUCUUAUCCUACCAACAGAUUCAGCUCUGGUCCUCCUGGAUUAUGGGCUGAGUGUGGAAAGUGUAGUGAUGGAUGGGAAGGUGAAGCAUGAAGAAGAAAAUCUCUGCUGUGCAAAGUGCUGUGGUAGCGAUGCAAGAAAGAAUCCCAAAUUUUCAGUGAGAGAGAUUAAAGAGACUCCAGUAGAUGAUAGAAAACACCGCAGGAGUUGUGGUGGAGUUGGUGAGGUGAAAGAGCAAGAGGAGUCAUCGGGUUGUUCUAGUCGUAAGACCAGUUUUGAUUCACUUUGCACAGUGAGUUCCUCAGAUUCAGGCUUCAUUGAAGUCACCACGAAUAAUAAUGAGGGGAACCCGGAGAAGAAUGCGACAGGGGUUGCAAAGAACACCGAAAGAGUAAAUAGAAGAACAGAAAUUGUCCCUCAAUCACAUAAUCGCCGAAAAUCUCUCGAAGAAUUUCGAGCAAUUCUCAGUGAGAUUGAAAAGGAAUCUCCCACAACAACAGCACUGGUUAAAUCCUCCCCAAAUUCCCGAAGGAAAAAGGAAGAUGAGGAAAAGAAACUCAUUUAUACGAGAAAAUUAACCAUCUACGAUAAACUCAUUAGUUAUGGAACAAUUUAUGACAUUACUCUAAGAAAAAAUGAGAUUUACAAUAAAACAUACAGAAAGUAUGAUAAAUACAUGACCUAUGGGACAAUCUAUGAGAUCCUGAGGAAACACUCACUAGAGAGUUAUGGAUCUUUUAUGAGAAGACGAAGGAAAUCCAAAACUAUAGCAGCACCAAAAUCCCUCAAACCCCCAUCGAGUGCAGCCACAGUAGAUGGAGCAUCAUGUGGGACAAUCUAUGAUAUUCUUCAAUCCCUGAAGCAUGAAUCUCUGCCCAAGAAGUUUGUCAAUAGAUUUUGUGUGGAGAAAGUGGCAGAAAGGGUGUUGGAAGAAGGGGAGACUGAUGCAAAGGAGGGUGAAACAAAGGGUGAGAAUCAAAAACGACCACGUCGCUUCUCAAGUAUUCUCUCACCUGCUUCCCAUCUACGUCCCAAAAUUCCUGAAAUUUGGAAUAUUUUUACAAAUGACGAUAGUACCUUGCCAACCAGUGAUGAAGUUUAUUCCCGCAUAAAUCGAAAUACACACAAUGGGGAGCCCAGUGGGCAGAUUUACAAGAGCAAUUCUCUGGAUAUUCUUGCCGGUGGUGCGGGUGAGACGGAGGAUGCCGUAGGCGCAAGGAAGGCGCCGCUGGAGAGUGCCAUUAAGUACAGUGUCAAUUCGCAAUUGGCGAAGAAAAGGUGGCCAUCAGUGGGGAAAAGUAACACAAGACGAUUGUCGGAAUUUACACGGGGAGAGUUUCUCAAUGAGAAGCUAUGGUAUUUUAGAAAAAUAAAACGCAUAGAAGCUGAGAAGAAACUACUACUUCCCGAAAAUGAACAUGGAGCUUUUCUCAUACGUGAUUCGGAGAGCCGCCAAAAUGACUAUUCACUGUCUGUUCGAGAUGGAGACACAGUGAAACACUAUCGAAUCCGUCAAUUGGAUGAAGGUGGCUUCUUCAUAGCACGACGCACAACUUUCCGAACUCUUCAGGAGUUAGUGGAACACUAUUCCAAGGAUUCCGAUGGAUUGUGUGUAAAUUUGUGUAAACCCUGUGUACAGAUUGAGAAACCUGUAACGGAGGGCCUAUCGCAUCGGACACGAGAUCAAUGGGAAAUUGAUAGGAGUUCCCUGAAGUUUGUCCGAAAAUUGGGUUCUGGACAAUUUGGCGAUGUGUGGGAGGGUUUGUGGAAUAAUACAACACCUGUGGCAAUUAAGACACUCAAAUCCGGCACAAUGGAUCCCAAGGACUUCCUUGCAGAGGCGCAAAUAAUGAAGAAAUUGCGUCAUGCUAAACUAAUUCAACUGUAUGCUGUGUGCACAAUGGAGGAGCCCAUCUACAUUAUAACGGAGCUAAUGAAACACGGAUCACUACUUGAGUAUUUGCAGAAUAAGGGGAGGAAUCUAAAGUUGCCGCAACUCAUUGAUAUGGCGGGACAAAUUGCCGCUGGGAUGGCCUACCUGGAGUCACAGAACUACAUUCACCGCGAUCUAGCGGCUAGAAAUGUCCUCGUUGGGGAUAAUAAUAUAGUUAAAAUUGCCGACUUUGGAUUAGCAAGAUUAAUAAAAGAAAAUGAAUAUGAGGCAAAGGUUGGAGCUCGUUUCCCAAUCAAAUGGACUGCACCCGAAGCUGCCAAUUACAGUAAAUUUUCCAUUAAAUCCGAUGUAUGGAGUUUUGGAAUUCUCCUCACAGAGCUGGUGACAUAUGGCAGAAUUCCAUAUCCAGGCAUGACAAAUGCAGAAGUAUUAAGCCAAGUGGAACACGGCUAUAGAAUGCCAAUGCCACCGAAUUGCAUUAAACCUCUGUAUGAGAUUAUGUUGGAGUGCUGGCACAAGGACCCAAUGCGACGUCCAACCUUCGAGACGCUCCAGUGGAAGCUCGAGGACUUCUUCACGAUGGACCAAAGCGACUACAAAGAGGCUCAGGCCUACUGAUAGACGCGGAUGUGCACCGUGUCCAUGGGAAGCCUCCAAUGUUUUUUUCUUGGCACAAAAUUCUCCCUCCCACGCUCCUCCUCCGUCAAUUUGCUCUUCAUCUCCCGUUUUUAUUAUUAAUUAAUUAUUUUUUUUUUAUUAUUAUUACAAUGCACCAACAAUUUAUUCUCUCUCGCACACCUUUCCUCUCAAAUCACCCCCACAAAAAAAUCUUUUUUUUGUCGCGUAUUCUUUUGUAGGUAUUUAUUUUGCUCCUUCGGUAGGUUAUUAAUCUCAACAAUGAGUGGAGGAGGGGUUUGUUGCGGCGUGGGGGGGGGGCAACUACAUAAAGGGGUGUAAAUGCAAAAAAAAAUAAUAAGAGAUCAGCAGAAGAAGGAUAAAAGUGUGACAAGAGCAUUCUCUGGUAAAUAAGAUGAUUUUUUUUUUACUUCAAAGCGCGCGCUCAGAGGGCUGUAAAAGCGUAUUUUCCAAUUUUUAGCAUAUUAUUUCACACAACACACACAAAAAAGAUUUACAGUACUAUAUAUAGAGAGAUUUACAAUUUACUAUAUACAUAUAAUUAUAUAUAUAUUGAAGAAAAUGUCGGUGGAAAUACAACAAAAAAUGUUCUUCAGCAUUAAUUAUAUAUUGGAAAAAAAGAGAGAAAAAUAGAAAAGGAAAUAAACGUAAAAAAAUAUAAAUUGAGAAAUUAAAAUGUCGCAUGUCACAGUAUAUGAUGUAAAAAAAAACUACAAUCAUGGUUCUUUUUUUUAUUAUACAAUAAAUCACACUAUAACCAA